Molecule: messenger RNA, 1464 nt
Organism: Penicillium macrosclerotiorum
Lineage: Eukaryota; Fungi; Ascomycota; Eurotiomycetes; Eurotiales; Aspergillaceae
Exons: 4
Coding region: 1-1464 (487 amino acids)
Source: RefSeq, a predicted model, not a curated record
AUGGUUGGUGCCAAGCAUGCUGACAGCCGUCUAGGCAAGGUCACGGCGCAAACCACGUCGGAUUUCUUGUGGGUUGACUCAAACGAGCCAGACCGCACUGCAUUCAAGACGAGGCUAGCUUUUGUCAGGGCACGAACUCACCGCCGCAAAAAGGAGGCGCAGUUACAGGAGUUGAAGGCGUGGGUGAGGCCGUGGUCGCACGACAACAGAUCAGGAAUCAAUCCGGGGGCGACCGAGACGACGAGGGUUGCUUGUCCGCCGUUGAGCCACGGGCCCCGGAUGGGCGUCGUGGAUGGCGUUUUGAAUCUGCCUUUGAAUACUGAUCAAGACUUGAAUUUGUAUUUUGAUCACUUUGAGGCCCACUGCUCCAAAUCCUAUCUCCCAUUAUCCCAUCAGCACACCAUCUGGUUCAUACGCUUGGCACUGAGCCAGCCAGCUCUGCUGAAAAUCAUUCUAUCUAUCAGUGCGUUCCACCGCUCAGUUGGGCUCUCUAUACGCGAUGCCAACCCCGGGACUAUCCAAGCGACUACGCGGGACGGGCUCCAGCUGCGUGGCGAGGCAAUCAAGUCACUUCGACAAGCUUUGGAAAACCCAGUCCAUGUCCCUUCCGAGGCUAUCCUGCUGGUGGUGAUGCAUCUUGUCUUCGUUGAGGGCGCAGAGGGAAACCUAGAAGCAGCCGAGGCCCACAUGGAUGGGGUCAGAAGAAUCAUCGAAGUCCUGGGCGGGUUUGAGAGCCUUGCAUAUCCGUUAAUGACCCUCGUCCACUGCUGCGAAUUCAUCAAAUCCGCCAUCGGUGCCCCUAUCAUAUUCUCCAUAUCACCAAAAUGGGCCCGCAAACUAUUCCGUGAAUCCGCCUUCCUCCAAGACAAAACCUAUUGCACUGACUCUCCCAUGGGCACUCGCUUCUUCACCUCUCCCUGGUCUUCAACCCUCAACCCGACCCUGAUAUCCGUACUUCAUGCCCUCAGGCGCAUAAUCAUAUUCCAGACACGCCAAGCACAGCUCCCACCCACAGCUGCCGGCCCCAGCGAAAUCAACUACCUGGUCCUCGUAGUCCACCAGCUCCACUCCCUUGGCCACGCCGCGGUGCUUCCACCGUUCGAGGAAAUUGUCAGGCAUGCUGUCCAUAUGCAAAUUCUAAUCCAGCUGUGGACUCUAUACGGUAUGCCCGUCGCCGACAUCAGCGCCAGCAUCUUGCGGCGUAGUCUCAUUCGGAACUUCGCGGCUGUAAAAGCCGACCCGAAACUGCUCUUCUGGGUACUUUUCAUAGGGGCAUUAACUGCGCGAGAGCCGAGCUGUGCGGCGUGGUUCCGGAUACAGCUUGGGCGGGCCCGACACAUGCUCGACUUGCAGAGUUGGCCUGAUGCGCUGGCUGUUCUAUGUGGGUUCUUUUACGUGAGCCUGCCCCUGGGUGAUCCGGGGAAAUUCUUAUGGAUGCAAUUGCAGCAGGAUGGUAGGGGGUAA